Molecule: messenger RNA, 4220 nt
Organism: Salpingoeca rosetta
Lineage: Eukaryota; Choanoflagellata; Craspedida; Salpingoecidae
Exons: 11
Coding region: 31-4062 (1343 amino acids)
Biological process (GO): nuclear-transcribed mRNA catabolic process, nonsense-mediated decay
Cellular component (GO): telomerase holoenzyme complex
Molecular function (GO): protein binding; telomeric repeat DNA binding; telomerase RNA binding
Source: RefSeq, a predicted model, not a curated record
GUCUGCAACGGUGGUGGUGAUGGCUGCGCGAUGAGUGCGCCAACAAGACGACAACAAGGACGACACCACUUGCGGCAGGACAGCACCCGCUACCCGCAGCACGUGACUAGCAGCACGGACACGGAAGCAGAACACGCGUCUGUCCACCACCGACAAGAUGGCGAGGAAGGGUGGAGCACAAGCGAGGAAGAUUGGGCCCAACAGCGCAGUGGCCGAGCAGCGAGUAUAACGGCCACAUCACACAAGUCCUUGGAUGACUUUGAGAGUGAGAGUCUUCAUCGACCAAACACGCAGGAUGAGGAGGCCGCCUUCAAAAUCCCCCUGGUCGCUGUCGAGCAGACACGCAGCGUGUCCAUGGCCACCCUGCCAAAGGCAGACCCGCUCCCAGCCACCAUGCCAACCACCAUGGAGAAGCACGUGACAACAAAGAACCGCCGCAUCAUGGCCAACGUCGCCCUCACCAACGCAAGAAGAGCAAUCAAGAAGGUGGUGGCAGACUUGGCAGCUGCUGUCAAGCACCGCACCAUGCUGCGAUAUUUCUGGCGAGACCACAUGUACAAAGUGGUGGCGUAUUACCGCCGCGUGGCCAUGGGCGGGCUGUGCUUUGAGUACCUGAACUUCCUGGCAGAGGCAGAGCGGAUGGUGAUGUUCGUGUACGAGCACGUGUACGACCGCUUUGAGGACGACCGCGACCUUGCAGACCUGCCCACCAUCACCCUUGCUGACAACAAGUACCCAGUGCAGCAGAAGGUCCCCAUCAGCCUGCACACGUGCACGCAAGGGGAGGCACGGCGGCUGUGGAUUGGCGCCGGUCGGUCUGUGGAGGUGACAAACCGCCUCAUCAUCAUGGCAGACUGCCUCAACCUCAUGGGUGACAUGAAGCGCUACCAAGCGCAGCACGUCUCCACCCGCGACACCAACCCGCUGCGUCGUGACCUCAUCCAUGCUGCUCACACGUUUUACCAGGCGUCGCUGCGGCUGAACCCGACCUUCUACAACGCGUACAACAAGCUUGCUGUGCUGGCGGAGCUGCAAGGGCGCCCGUUUGAAGUGUUGUACCACCACGCGCGCUCCAUGGCCGUCAAGACGCCGCUGCAGACCGCCCCAGACAUGUUCACCCAAUAUGCACAGCAGGUGAUUCCCAGAGGCGUGCAGCUGUUGCAUGGCCCCCCGCGCACCAACACGCCCACGUCGCCAUCAGCGCCGUCGUCACCACGCCGCCAACGCACGUUUGACCCCGUUCCACUGCAACCACCACCACCGUCGUCGUCGUCGUCAGCGCGCGCAUAUGCAUCGACAUCCGCACUCGCACAGCGGCACCAUCAGCACCCAAACACCACCAACAGCAGCAACAACAACAGCAGCAACAGCGCCAACAACUCGCACGGUGCGCCCGAGCGCUCCCCCUUCCACCGCAGCAUGUGGAUACUGCCGUGGGAGUCCCUGUCGGAUGCGUGCGGGCGGCUGGUGACGCUUCGAAGGGCGCAGCAGGAACAGCAGGAACACGAGAGGGAGGAAAAGGAGAGGUUGGAGGCUGAGAAGGACACUAGCGCCUCACAGAGCACCAGCAAGAAAAGCAGCAUGAUUGGCCUCGCUGGCAUCUUCUCUCUCGGAUCAUCGUCGUCGUCGUCGCUGCCUGCUCGCACCUCCUCCGACGCCCCCACCACGCCCUCCCUCCAACAGCAGCAUCGGCAGCGCGUGCAAGCAAGGGCCGUCCACUUUGCUCCGAGUGUGCACACGUCAGAGCUUUCGCUGCUUCUGGACCCAAAGUCCGCACGCGCUGCGCUUGACGAUGAGUAUUCCUGGCCACGCCUCGUGCGCGCCUCCAUGCAGCAUUUCGAUGACCCUGAUGCAAUCUCCACUCAUGACUUGAAGGUCGUCUUUGCGGGACUCAUGGCACUUAUCCACGAGGGCAUCAGGAUGCACGACGUGCCGCCAUUUUCCGUGUCGGUGCAUGCGUAUCUGGUUCUGCUUCUCGACCGCAAUGAGAUUGACGCCGACACCAUCACGGCCUGCACCCUCUGGAUCGUCAUCGCUGUCCGCCUCGCACAGCUCCAGGAUCGCCGCGCCAAUCCCAACGGCAACCCGGCCCGCUCUGCCCGCGUGGCCGCAUCGCUCCAUCUUCUCUGUUCCUGGCUCAGACUGCUGUGUGCGUUCUUCACGGUGCACUACGACGAGGCGACUGCGACUGGCGUAGCGUUCAAUGCAGUCCUCCCCUCCAUCACCGUCAUGCUGCGCACAUUACGCAACAACGCGUCCAUUUUGGAGCAGCUGGAGGCAUACCCCAUGCUGCCGCAACAACUUGCCCUCGCACACACCAUGCGCAUGCUGUGUGUCCUUGCCACCACGCUGCGGCGGCGCUUGCGGUGCCAGGUUGCCUCUGUGUUUGCCGAUGAGCUCAUCUCUGCUGUGGACACCGCUGAGCGCUCCAUUGCGCGCCUUGCUCGCCGCCACCCCAACGCCAAGUUCACCAUGUUUCCCAUCGGACAAGACUCGCUCUUCUCCUCGCAGGCGGAGCCGCUGCAGCCGCACGACACGCCCGCCCUGCUUGCGGUCUCCCUCAUUGACCAGCGCCCAGACACCCUGCGCUACCUGUACGUGUGCAUCUCGCAGAUGACGGCCACGCACGCGUUUGACUACCAUUUGCGUGGCGUGGAGCAUCUGAAGCAGUUUUACCGCGACCACGCCCCCACGCUGUCCCUCAAACCCGUCCGCGUGCCUGUGGUGCGCGCGCCGUCUGUGUUCCAGCUGUUUGUCACCAUCGCGCGUGCGUAUGUGGAGUUUGAGGCGCUUGCGGACACCACGCGGUGGGUGCGGCGACGGACGCCCCGCCGACGCCACGACCUGGACAGCGAUGGCGGUUUCGAUGCCAACGUGGUGUGGAAGGUCGACGAGGGUGCUGUGGAGCGCCAUGCGCCGCCACGCCCGCCGAUUGUUGUUCCCGCAGCGGUCGCGCGGCAGCCGUCGUCGCUGACGUCUCCACUCGAGCCAGGAACGUCGGUGGUGUCCGGGUCGCACACACCCGCCCUGACGGGUAUGACACCGACAGCAGGCACGCACGGCGCGACCAGGGAUCACUCGCGUGCAUCGUCGUCGUCGUCGUCCUCACUGCCGGCGGCCGUGUCUGCACCGGCGGAUAUUCACGCGCAUCGGCGGACCGCAGCGACUACAGCAACAGGAGGCGCACUUAGGGGUGCAGCCUCCGCUUUCUCUGGCGCCACCAUUGGUGAUGGUGAUGGUACUGGUGGUGGUGGUGGCUUAGCCCAGGCCCAGCACCAUACCUCCAAGUCCAUGACGCAAUCCACGAGCAGCCGUGCCAGCACGGGCCAGGCGACACCAGCAUCACGCAAGAGCACGAGUUCGCUUGCGUCAUCGCUCAGUUCGCUUCUCUCGCUGGAGUCGUCGUUUGGGCGGCAGUCGGCGGCGCUGCGGGAGUUGAAGGAGAAGCAGCGGCAGCUGAAGGCUGCUGAGGCGAGCAAGCAGGCUGUGCUCAAGGCUGUCGAGCGAGAGAAGGCCAGGGCAGACUACGAGUUUGUCGUCAUGGUGAGCGUUGUGAUGCCAGACACCAACUGCUUCCUGAGCCAGAGCAAGUUUGACCUCCUCAAGAAACUGUUUGCAGAGGAGGAGCUUCGCGUCAUCGUCCCCACCAUGGUGCUGUGUGAGCUGGAGAGCAUGAAAAGCGACGAAACAGCACAGACGAACCGGUUUGCAGUUCGCGCCCUUCAAUACCUACAAGAUCCGCAGCGUGCGAGCGAGCUCCCUGCAGCCACGCCGGACGGGCGGGUUGUGGCGAUGGCCGACCUGGCAUCGGGCGAUUGGCCGGCACGUGAGCGAGCAGAAGACAAUGACACCGUCAUUCUUACAACCGUGGAACGCGUCUCUGCCAGCAUGGAGGACACACACACCAUUGAGGGCGAGCGCUUUACGGUCAAGCCCAUCAUCUUCCUGACGGACGACAAGAACCUGCAGGUGCGCUCACGGGCGCGCCACCUCCCCGUCAUCAGCACACGCGAUAUGUCCGCGCUCAUGGGGUUCAGCAUUCUGGAAGAACAAGAGCAAUAGUGUUCGCUGCAUGGCCUUCCUGGCGUGGGUGUUAUGUGACUACUGUCAACCCGCCACCUACACCUGUAUAUGUUGCUUUGACUGGUGGCCGGCCUCCUCGUACACACCGAGCACUCUUCGCUCAAGAGCAGCAGAAAUCAAACGCGAAAUGUGACACA